AUGCAUCUCAUAGCACACAACGUGCCAAAUCUACACGGUGCCACUUUAUCCUCACAACAUCCGGAAUCUUCCGGUUUACCAGUAGCCACAGUCAGCCGCCUACAUGAUAUAUGGUUGUCGGCCACUACGCCGAAACAGUCAUGUCGCUUGCUUGCAACAGAGAAUCAGCAAUAUACUAAGAUGGAGCAUCUAAAUUGGCGCACGAAGCUUCUCAGUUUGAUCUAUCAACCCUAUUUAGCCGACCUUCUGCCACGGCUUCUUGCCUCCCCACUCACUUCUCCGUAUGCCUUGCGCACGCACAUCGGAUUGAUUUUACUUUGCUUUGCGUCUAAAGAUGAAGCUCAUUUUCCUAAUGCAAUGCACCAGCUUGUCGCUUGGUGGUCUCUUCGACUCUCUGCUCCUGUUCGCCUCAUCCUCUCUCGAGAAGACGACUUGCCGCCUGUUACUUCGCCUCAUGCAACACUCAUUUCCACCCCAACUGCAAUUCAAACAGUCGGCUCCUCAGUAGCGCCUGUUUCUGUAACUGCAAUUCUGUCAGAAGCAAUCGGUCGCCCCAGUAUAAAGGAUUCUAGCGAGGAAGAUCGUGAGAUUGCAAUCCAACUGGCGAUAAAGGCAGCCCACGAUAUUGUUGAAACGUGGUCAGCCACUCCGCUUUCCCUGCAGACGGUAGCAGUAUUGGAAUAUUUGGCUAAAGUGUGUGGUCUCUUAACAUAUCAUUUUUUACUUGAAUUUUUUUCAUCAAAAAUUGUAUUGAUACUUUAG
This is a messenger RNA of Protopolystoma xenopodis, 762 nucleotides long. Lineage: Eukaryota; Metazoa; Platyhelminthes; Monogenea; Polystomatidea; Polystomatidae. The record is from the annotation of a GenBank genome assembly.